AUGCUCAAGGCUGCCCUCCUCCUCGUGCCCGCCGCCGCGCUGACGGACGAGUCGCUCUUCGAGCUCUUCAAGUCCGACUACGUCAAGUCCUACAACAGCACGGAGGCCGAGGCCGAGCGCUUCACGAUCUUCUCGGCCAACCUGCGCAAGACCGAGGCCCUCAAUGCCCAGCGCGUCGACGAGGACGACGCCGAGUUCGGCGUGACCCAGUUCAUGGACCUCACGGAGGCUGAGUUCAAGGCCCAGUACCUCAACUACGUGCCCUCGGAGCAGGUGCUCGCGGAGGACGUCUACGCGGCGCCCGAGGGCUUCGCCGCGCCGGGCAGCCUCGACUGGCGCACGAAGCAGUCCGGCGUCGUCAGCGACGUCAAGGACCAGGGCCAGUGCGGCUCGUGCUGGGCCUUCUCCGCGACGGAGCAGAUCGAGUCCGAGUGGGUGCUCGCGGGCAACGACCCGCUCGUCUUCGCCCCGCAGCAGAUCGUGUCGUGCGACAAGGUCGACCAGGGCUGCAACGGCGGCAACACGGAGACGGCCUACGCCUACGUCGAGAAGGCCGGCGGCAUGGCGCUCGAGUCCGCCUACCCCUACAAGAGCGGCACGUCGGGCAACACGGGCCGCUGCAAAAAGUUCGAGACCGCCGGCGGCGACGUCGAGUCCUUCUCCUACGUCGUCCCCGAGUGCAAGAAGGGCAAGUGCAACGACCAGGACGAGGACAAGAUGGCCGCCGCGCUCGCGAGCCACGGCCCGGCCUCGAUCUGCGUCAACGCGGGCGCGUGGCAGACCUACACCAAGGGCGUCAUGACGAACCUCCAGUGCGGCUCCCACGCGGCCAACGCCCUCGACCACUGCGUCCAGGUCGUCGGCUACACGGGCUACACGGGCGACGCCAAGGCCUGCGGCAAGGGCCUCAAGGACAAGUGCGUCUGGAACGUGCGCAACUCCUGGGGCACGUCCUGGGGCUACCAGGGCUACAUCCGCGUCCAGAUGGGCAAGAACGCCUGCGGCAUCGCCAACGACGCGACCUUCGCCAAGGUCAAGUAG
Messenger RNA from Aureococcus anophagefferens, 1041 nucleotides. RefSeq lists its product as hypothetical. Gene Ontology annotation, cellular component: lysosome. The coding region runs from base 1 to 1041 and encodes 346 amino acids. The transcript has a single exon. Gene Ontology annotation, molecular function: cysteine-type endopeptidase activity. The record is from RefSeq and is a predicted model, not a curated record. Lineage: Eukaryota; Pelagophyceae; Pelagomonadales; Pelagomonadaceae.